AUGAAGAGUGUUGUAUCUCUGCUGGUGUUGCUGCACUGCUGUCUGUCUGGGGCCCAGGUCCACAGAGAUAGAGAUGGAGUCAGUGUGAAUGUGAUCCAGCAGGUUGACUAUGAGGACAGAGAGAGCAGAGGGAAUGACAUUCAGACUGACAAACAGAGAGCUGAAGCUGCAGCCUCAACACACAGCCAGCAAACCUGCCAGCCUGACAUCCACACUGUGCUGAGAGAGAUGAGCAACAUGAUGGCGGAGCAGAGAGUUGAGCUGAGUCACACAAAGACUGAACUGGGAGCCAUGGAGGCCCGACUGACAGCCAGUGAGAGCCAGGUGGAGGAACUGAAAGUCCAGCUGAAAUCCAAAGUGGAGGAACUGACCAAGAGGAAUGAAGGUAAAUCAGAAUAAUCUCUUUCAUAGCUGUUGUUAUUACACAAAAGUCUAGGUACAGACCCAAAGUGUAUUUUAUACUAAUUAAGAUUACAUCAUGAGUAAUUUAAAGUGCAUUCGGAAAGUAUUCAGACCCCUUCAUUUUCCCCAUAUCUUGUUACAUUACAGCUUUAUUCUAGAAUGGAUUAAAUAAAAACAUUUCCUAAUCAAUCUACAGUACACACAAUACCCAAUAAUGACGAAGCGAAAAUGGGUUUUUAUACAUUUCUGCAAAUUUAAAUAAAAAAAAGAAAACAGAAAUAGCUUAUUUGCAUAAGUUUUCAGACACUUUGCUAUCAAUCAAAUGUAUUUAUAAAGCCCUUUUUACAUCAGCAGAUGUCACAAAGUGCUAUACAGAAACCCAGUCUAAAACCCCAAACAGCAAGCAAUGCAGAUGUAGAAGGUGGCCAGGAAAAACUCCCUAGAAAGGCAGGAACCUAGGAAGAAACCUAGAGAGGAACCAGGCUCUGAGGGGUGGCCAGUCCUCUUCUGGCUGUGCCGGGUGGAGAUUAUAAGAGUACAUGGCCAUUAAGGCCAGAUUGUUCUUCAAGAUGUUCAAACGUUCAUAGAUGACCAGCAGGGUCAAAUAAUAAUCACAGUGGUUGUAGAGGGUGCAACAGGUCAGUACCUCAGGAGAAAAUGUCAGUUGGCCUUUCAUAGCCGAGCAUUCAGAGUUCGAGACAGCAGGUGCGGUAGAGAGAGAGAGUCGAAAAACAGCAGGUCCGGGACAAGGUACCAUGUACGGUGAACAGGUCAGGGUUCAACAGCCGCAGGCAGAACAGUUGAAACUGGAGCAGCAGCACGACCAGGUGGACUGGGGACAGCCAGGAGUCAUCAGGCCAGGUAAUCCUGUGGCAUGGUCCUAGGGCUCAGGUCCUCCGGGAGGGGAUGGAGAGAGAGAGAAUUAGAGAGAGCAUACUUAAAUUCAAACAGCACACCAGAUAAGACAUGAGAAUUACACCAGAUAUAACAGACUGACCCUAGCCCCCCGGCACAUAGACUACUGCAACAUAGAUACUGGAGUAUGAAAAAUGUAUGCACUCACUAACUGUAAGUCGCUCUGGAUAAGAGCGUCUGCUAAAUGACUAAAAUGUAAAAAAUGAGACGGGUGGGUCGGGGGGCACUGUGGCCCCGUCCGACGAUAUCCCCAGACAGGGCCAACCAGGCAGGAUAUAACCCCACCCACUUUGUCAAAGCACAAACCCCACACUACUAGAGCGAUACCAACAGGCAACCAACUUACUACCAUGAGACAAGGCUGAGUAUAGCCCACAAAGAUGUCCUCCACCGCACGAGCCCGAGGGGGCGACAAACUGGACAGGAAGAUCACGUCUGUGACUCAACCCACUCAAGUGACGCACCCCUCCUAGGGACGGCAUGGAAGAGCACUAGUAAGCCAGUGACUCAGCCCCCGUAAUAGGGUCAGAGGCAGAGAAUCCCAGUGGAGAGAGGGGAGCCGGCCAGGCAGAGACAGCAAGGGUGGUUUGUCGCUCCAGUGCCUUGCCGUUCGCCUUCGCACUCCUGGGACAGACUACACUCAAUCAUAGGACCUACUGAAGUGAUGAGUCUUCAGUAAAUACUUAAAGGUUGUGACCGAGUCUGCGUCUCUCACAUGGAUAUGCAGACCAUUCCAUAAAAAUGGAGCUCUAUAGGAGAAAGCCCUGCCUCCAGCUGUUUGCUUAGAAAUUCUAGGGAGAAUAAGGAGGCCUGCGUCUUGUGACCGUAGCGUACGUGUAGGUAUGUACGGCAGGACCAAAUCAGAGAGACAGGUAGGAGCAAGUCCAUUUAAUGCUUUGUAGGUUAGCAGUAAAGCUUUGAAAUCAGCCCAAGCCUUAACAGGAAGCCAGUGUAGAGAGGCUAGCACUGGAGUAAUAUUAUCAACUUUUUUGGUUCCAGUCAAGAUUCUAGCAGCCGUGUUUAGCACUAACUGAAGUUUAUUUAGUGCUUUAUCCGGGUAGCCGGAAAGUAGAGCAUUGCAGUAGUCUAAUCUAGAAAUGACAAAAGCAUGGAUUAGCUUUUCAGCAUCAUUUUUUGACAAAACGUUUCUGAUUUUUGAAAUGUUACGAAGAUGGAAAAAAGCUGUCCUCUAAAUAUUCUAGAUAUGUUAGUCAAAAGAGAGAUCAGGGUCCAGAGUAACGCCAAGGUCCUUCACAGUUUUAUUUGAAAUGACCAUCAAGAUUUAUUGUCAGAUCUAACAGCAGAUCUCUUUGUUUCUUGGGACCUAAAGUAGCAUCUCUGUUUUGUCCGAGUUAUGUCUGUAACACAGGCUUCCAGGGUAGGCAAUUUCUGGUCUUCACCAUGUUUCAUCGAAAUGUCCAGAUGUGUGUCGUCCGCAUAGCAGUGAAAGUUGACAUUGUGUUUCCGAAUGAUUUCACCAAGAGGUAGAGUAUAUAGUGAAAACAACAGUGGUCCUAAAACGGAACCUUGAGGAACGUCGAAACUUACAAUUGAUUUGUCAGAGGACAAACCAUCCACAAAGACGAACUGAUAUCUUUCCGACAGAUAAGAUCUAAACCAGGCAAGAACUUGUCCGUGUAGACCAAUUGGGGUUUCUAAUCUCUCCAAAAGAAUGCAGUGAUCGAUGGUGUCAAAAGCAGCACUAAGGUCUAGGAGCACGAGGACAUAUGCAGAGCCUUGGUCUGACGCCAUUAAAAGGUCAUUUACUACAUUCACGAGUGCAGUCUCAGUGCUAUGAUGGGGUCUAAAACCAGACUGAAGCAUUUCGUAUACAUUAUUUGUCUUCAGGAAUGCAGUGAGUUGCUUCGCAACAGCUUUUACUAACAAUUUUUGAGAGGAAUGGGAGAUUCGAUAUAGGCCAAUAGUUUUUUACAUUUUCCGGAUCAAGGUUUGGCUUUUUCAAGAGAGGCUUUAUUACUGCCACUUUUAGUGAGUUUGGUACACAUCCAGUGGAUAGGGAGCCAUUUAUUUCAACAUUGGAGGGCCAAGCACAGGAAGUAGCUCUUUCAGUAGUUUAGUUGGAAUAGGGUCCAGUAUGCAGCUUGAGGGUUUAGAGGCCAUGACUAUUUUCAUGAAUAUGUCAACAGAUACAGUAUGAAAAAACUUCAGUGUCUCCAUUGAUCCUAGGUCCUGGCAGUUCUGUGCAGACUCAGGACAAUUGAGCUUUGGAGAAAUAUGCAGAUUCAAAGAGGAGUCCGUAAUUAGCUUUCUAAUGAUCAUGAUCUUUUCAUCAAAUACGAUUAUUAAUUAAUCAGUGCUGAAGUGAAAGCCAUCGUCGCUUUUUAGUUGGCUUUGCGAUAGUAUAAAAAAUAAAUGUUGGAUUGUUCUUAUUCUCCUCCAUUAGGUUGGAAAAAAUAGGAUGAUCGAGCAGCAGUGAGUGCUCUUCGAUAUUGCACGGUACUGUCUUUCCAAGCUAGUCGGAAGACUUCCAGAUUGGCAGAGCGCCAUUUCUGUUCCAAAUUUAUGGAAGCUUGCUUCAGGGCUCGGGUAUUUUCUGUAUACCAGGGAGUACAUUUCUUGUGACAAAUGUUUUUUGUUUUUAGGGGUGCGACUGCAUCUAGGGUAUUACGCAAGGUUAAAUUUAGAUCCUCAGUUAGGUGGCUAACUGAUUUUUGAACUCCGACGUUCUUGGGUAGGUGGAGGGAGUCUGGAAGGGCAUCUAGGAAUAUUUGGGUUGUCCGAGAAUUUAUUGUGAUUGCAAUCAUAAUAAGAUGGUGGUCUGAUAGUCCAGGAUUAUGAGGAAAAUCAUUUUGAUCCACAAUAUUUAUUCCACGGGACAAAACUAGAUCCAGGGUAUGACUGUGGCAAUGAGUAGGUCCGGAGACAUGUUGGACAAAACCCACUAAGUCGAUGAUGGCUCAGAAAGCCUUUUGGAGUGGGUCUGUGGAAUUUUCCAUGUGAAUAUUAAAGCUUGAGCCAUAUUUCAGUCAGGGCAUUCACAUCAAGAUUAUGAUCAGUGAUUCAUUCAUUGACUAUGACUUCCUUGGAAGUGAGGGAUCUAACAUUAAGUAGCGUUAUUUGAAGAUGUGAGAUAUCACAAUCUCUUUCAAUAAUGACAGGAAUAGAGGAGGUCUUUAUUCCAGUGAGAUUGCUAAGGCGAACACCGCCAUGUUUAGUUUUGCUCAACCUAGAUCGAGGCACAAACACGCUCUAUGAGACUCGAAAUUGAGCUCAGAUGCAUCCUGUUUCCAUUGAUAAUCCUUGAGAUGUUUCUACAACUUGAUUGGAGUCCAACUGUGGUAAAUUAAAUUGAUUGGACAUGAUUUGGAAAAGCACACACCUGUCUAUACAGUAUUCAGACCACUUGACUUAUUCAACAUUUUGUUACGUUACAGCUUUAUUUUAAAAUGGAUUUUGAAAAAAUAUGUACUCAUUAAUCUACACACAAUACCCCAUAUUGACAAAGCGAAAACCGGUUUGUCAAUCUUUAAGAUGUUUCUAAAACUUGAUUGGAGUCCACAUGUGGUAAAUUCAAUUGAUUGGACAUCAUUUGGAAAGGAACACACUUUCUAUAUAAGGUCCCACAGUCGACAGUGUAUGUCAGAGCAAAAACCAAGCCAUGAGGUCGGUGGAAUUGUCCGUAGAGCUCCGAGACAGGAUUGUGUCGAGGCACAUAUCUGGGGAAGGGUACCAAAAACCUUCUGCAGCAUUGAAGGUCCCCAAGAACACAGUGGCCUCCAUUUUUCUUAAAUGGAAGAAGUUUGGAACCUCCAAGACUCUUCCUAGAGCUGGCCCUGAGCAGUCGGAGGAGAAGGGCCUUGGUCAGGGAGGUGACCAAGAACCCGAUGAUCACUCUGACAGAGCUCUAAAGUUCCUCUGUGGAGAUAGGAGAAUCUUCCAGAAGGACAACCAUCUCUGCAGCACUCCACCAAUCAGGCCUUUAUGGUAGAGUGACCAGAUGGAAGCCACUCCUCAAUAAAAGGCAAAUGACAGCCCGCUUGGAGUUUGCCGAAAUGCACCUAAAGACUCUCAGACCAUGAGAAACAAGAUUAUCUGGUCUGAUGAAACCAAGAUUGAACUCUUUGGUCUGAAUGCCAAGCGUCACGUCUGGAGGAAACCAGGCACCGCUCAUCGCAUGGCCAAUACCAUCCCUACAGUGAAGCAUGGUGGUGGCAGCAUCAUGCUCUGGGGAUGUUUUUCAACGGCAGGGACGGGAAGACUAGUCAGGAUCGAGGGAAAGAUGAACGGAGCAAAGUACAGAGAACUUCUUGAUGAAAACCUGCUCCAGAGCGCUCAGGACCUCAGACUGGGGCGAAGGUUCACCUUCCAACAGGACAACGACCCUAACCACACAGCCAAGACAACGCAGGAGUGGCUUCGGGACAAGUCUCUGAAUGUCCUUGAGUGGCCCAGCCGGAGCCUGGACUUGAACCCUAUUGAACAUCUCUGGAUAGACCUGAAAAUUGCUGUGCAGCGACGUUCCCCAUCCAACCUGGCAGAACUCGAGAGGAUCUGCAGAGAAGAAUUGGAGAAACUCCUCAAAUACAGGUGAGCCAACCGUGUACCAUCAUACCCAAGAAGACUUGAGGCUGUAAUAACUGCCAAAGGUGCUUCAAAAAAGUACUGAGUAAAGGGUCUGUACACUUAUGUACAGUGGCUUGCGAAAGUAUUCACCCCCCUUGGCAUUUUUCCUAUUUUGUUGCCUUACAACCUGGAAUUAAAAUGGAUUUGUUGGGGGUUUGUAUCAUUUGAUUUACACAACAUGCCUACCACUUUGAAGAUACAAAAUAUUUUUUAUUGUGAAACAAACAAGAAAUAAGACAAAGAAACUGAAAACCUGAGCGUGCAUAACUAUUCACCCCCACAAAGUUAAUACUUUGUAGAGCCUCCUUUUGCAGCAAUUACAGCUGCAAGUCUCUUGGUGUAUGUUUCUAUAAGCUUGGCACAUCUAGCCACUGGGAAUUUUGCCCAUUCUUCAAGGCAAAACUGCUCCAGCUCCUUCAGGUUGGAUGGGUUCAGCUGGUGUACCGCAAUCUUUAAGUCAUACCACAGAUUCUCAAUUGGAUUGAGGUCUGGGCUUUGACUAGGCCAUUCCAAGACAUUUAAAUGUUUCCCCUUAAACCACUCGAGUGUUGCUUUAGCAGUAUGCUUAGGGUCAUUGUCCUGCUGGAAGGGGAACCUCCAUCCCAGUCUCAAAUCUCUGAAAGUGUCACGAACGUCGUAUGAAGGAGUGGACCAAAGCGCAGCGUUAGUUGCGAACAUACUUGCUUUAUUUAAUUAAAGCAUACACACGAAAUAACAAAACAAUAAACGACUCGUGAAGUCCUCAGUGACAAUGACCGAACACGGAACAAAAACCCACAACCACAAAGGGAAAACAUACAGUUUAAAUAUGGCUCCCAAUCAGAGACAACCAGCCAACAGCUGACACUCGUUGCCUCUGAUUGGGAGUCACUUAGGCAAACAUAGAAUACAACAAACUAGAAUGAACACCAACAUAGAAAUACACACAUAGAAAUGAACACACCCUGGCUCAACAUAAUGAGUCCCAGAGCCAGGGUGUGACAGUACCCCCCCCCUAAAGGCGCGGACUGCGACCACGCCUCAACUAAACAAACCAGGGGAGGGCUGGGCGGGCAUACCUCCUCGGCGGCGGUUCUGGCUCCGGCCUUGACCACCACCCUCCAAUACACCCCCCAUAGUGCCCCUGGUCCAGUCUGGCCCCGCCGGCUGGAGCAGGACUAGACUUAACAGGAGCGAUCCUUACCAGGCUGUCGACUCGCACCCCUGGCUUGGUGCGUGGAGGAGGAACGGGCCUUACCAGGCUGACGACGCGCCCCCUGGCUUGGUGCGUGGAGAAGGAACGGGCCUUACCAGGCUGACUUCUCGCACCCCUGGCUUAGUGCGAGUGGCAGGAACAGGCCGGACUGGGCUGGCGACGCGCACCGUAGGUUUGGUGCGAGUGGCAGGAACAGGCCGGGUCGGGCUGGCGACGCGCACCGUAGACUUGGUGCGGGUGGCAGGAACAGGCCGGGUCGGGCUGGCGACGCGCACCGUAGACUUGGUGCGGGUGGCAGGAACAGGCCGGACCGGGCUGGCGACGCGCACCGUAGACUUGGUGCGGGUGGCAGGAACAGGCCGGACCAGGCUGGCGACGCGCACCGUAGACUUGGUGCGGGUGGCAGGAACAGGCCGGGUCGGGCUGGCGACGCGCACCGUAGACUUGGUGCGGGUGGCAGGAACAGGCCGGGUCGGGCUGGCGACGCGCACCGUAGACUUGGUGCGGGUGGCAGGAACAGGCCGGACCGGGCUGGCGACGCGCACCGUAGACUUGGUGCGGGUGGCAGGAACAGGCCGGACCGGGCUGGCGACGCGCACCGUAGGCUUGGUGCGUGGAGCAGGGACAGGCCGGACUGGGCUGGCGACGCACACCGUAGGCUUGGUGCGUGGAGCAGGGACAGGCCAGGCUGGGCUGGCGACGCACACCGUAGGCUUGGUGCGUGGAGCAGGGACAGGCCUGGCUGGGCUGGCGACGCACACCGUAGGCUUGGUGCGUGGAGCAGGGACAGGCCGGACUGGGCUGGCGACGCACACCGUAGGCUUGGUGCGUGGAGCAGGGACAGGCCGAACCGGGCUGUGGAGACGGAUAGGAGGCCUGGAGUGAAGAGCGGCCACCACCCGUCCUGGCUGAAUGCCUACCCUCACACACUCUGUGUGAGGCAUCCGCACAGGACGUACAGGGCGGUGUACCCCUGGCCUGGUGGCCUUCUGGAUCCGCCCCCUUUUCUCCUCCGUCAGCCCCGUCGUCCAUGCCGUGUGCCCCCACCUAAAAAAUUUCUGGGGUUGCCUCACGACCGUCCGACGACGACCCUGAUCACGCCGUUGCUCCUCUCUCCGUCGCCUCUCCACUGUCUCACUCCAUGGCCGGCGAUCCAUCCCGGCCAGGAUCUCCCCCCAAGUCCAGGACCCUUUACCGUCCAAUAUCUCCUCCCAUGUCCAGGCUGCCUGCUCCUGGACACGCUGCUCCUCUUUCGCCAGGGCCUUUCCUGGCGCUUCCUCCCAUGUCCAGCCCAAGGGCUGCCCCUGGACACGCUGCUUGGUCGUUGCCUGGUGGGUUUUUCUGUCACGAACGUCGUAUGAAGGAGUGGACCAAAGCGCAGCGUUAGUUGCGAACAUACUUGCUUUAUUUAAUUAAAGCAUACACACGAAAUAACAAAACAAUAAACGACUCGUGAAGUCCUCAGUGACAAUGACCGAACACGGAACAAAAACCCACAACCACAAAGGGAAAACAUACAGUUUAAAUAUGGCUCCCAAUCAGAGACAACCAGCCAACAGCUGACACUCGUUGCCUCUGAUUGGGAGUCACUCAGGCAAACAUAGAAUACAACAAACUAGAAUGAACACCAACAUAGAAAUACACACAUAGAAAUGAACACACCCUGGCUCAACAUAAUCCCAGUCCCAGAGCCAGGGUGUGACAGAAAGACUGAAACAGGUUUCCCUCAAGAAUUUCCCUGUAUUUAGCGCCAUUCAUCAUUCCUUCAAUUCUGACCAGUUUCCCAGUCCCUGCCAAUGAAAACAGUAUGAUGCUGCCACCACCAUGCUUCACUGUGGGGAUGGUGUUCUCGGGGUGAUGAGAGGUGUUGGGUUUGCGCCAGAUAUAGCGUUUUCCUUGAUGGCCAAAAAGCUCAUUUUUAGUCUCAUCUGACCAGAAUACCUUCUUCCAUAUGUUUGGGGAGUCUCCCACAUGCCUUUUGGUGAACACCAAACGUGUUUGCUUCUUUUUUUCUUUAAGCAAUGGCUAUUUUCAGGCCAUUCUUCCGUAAAGCCCUGCCCUGUGGAGUGUACGGCUUAAAGUGGUCCUAUGGACAGAUACUCCAAUCUGUGCUGUGGAGCUUUGCAGCUCCUUCAGGGUUAUCUUUGGUCUCUUUGUUGCCUUUCUGAUUAAUGCCCUCCUUGCCUGGUCUGUGAGUUUUGAUGGGCGGCACUCUCUUGGCAGGUUUGUUGUGGUGCCAUAUUCUUUCAAUUUUUUAUAUGGAUUUAAUGGUGCUCUGUGGGAUGUUCAAAGUUUCAGAUAUUUUUUCAUAACCCAACCCUGAUCUGUACUUCUCCACAACUAUGUCCCUGACCUGUUUGGAGAGCUCCUUGGUCUUCAUGGUGCCGCUUGCUUGGUGGUGCCCCUUGCUUAGUGGUGUUGCAGACUCUGGGGCCUUUCAGAACAGGUGUAUAUAUACUGAGAUCAUGUGACAGAUCAUGUGACACUUAGAUUGCACACAGGUGGACUUUAUGUAAUUAAUUAUGUGACUUCUGAAGGUAAUUGGUUGCACCAGAUCUUAUUUAGGGACUUCAUAACAAAGGGGGGUGAAUACGUAUGUACGCACCCCUUUUCCGUGAUUCAUUUCUUCGAAUUUUUUGAAACAAGUUAUUUUUUUCAUUUCACUUCACCAAUUUGGACUAUUUUGUGUAUGUCCAUUAAAUGAAAUCCAAAUAAAAAUCCAUUUAAAUUACAGAUUGUAAUGCAACAAAAUAGGAAAAACGCCAACGGGGUUCAACACUUUUGCAAGGCACUGUAAAUGUCAUAUUUCAGUUUUUUUCUUAUUUUAUGAAUUUGGUAACAUUUCCAAAAAACUGUUUUUGCCUUGUCAUUAUGGGGUAUUGUGUGUAGAUUGAUGAGGAAAAUUAACUAUUUAAUCAAUUUCAGAAUAAGGCUGUAACGUAACAAAAUGUGGAAAAAAGUGAAGGUGUCUGAAUACUUUCCGAAUGCACUAUAUACUAAAUCUCACUGACUUGUUUAUUGUUCAUGCAUCUGAUUUCAGCACAAGCAGUGAAACUAAUCUCCAUGGAGACUCGUUCUAACAUCACUGAGAGCCAUGUUGAAGUUCUGAAGAGAAACAGUCAAGGUAAUGGGAGGAAAAUUAAGUAUGAGUUUUGACAGUAUUUCUUUUUUUUUUAUGGUCUGAAUGACUGACUUUAUUGUUGAUAACAUGUCUAAUCUACACCAACUAGUGUCCAGUUAGAUAAAGUAGUGUUGACGCAUCUCUAUCCCACAGACAGGAAGGUGGCUUUCUCAGCCUCACUAGCAGCACCUGGUCAACACGGAAACACUGGACCCUUCAACACUGGAAUCACCCUGGUCUACAGAAAUAUCUACUCAAACAUUGGCAAUGCUUAUAACCCCACUACAGGUACACCAUAUUCAUAUCAUCAGUAUUUAUAAGUCUGUCUGAAAACAUAGUUAUUAAUAAUCAUCUGUCCUCAUAUCAUGUCUGAUGGCUGUUUCUAUGUGAAUGUUGUGUUCUGAUACAGGGAUCUUCACGGCACCAGUGAGAGGACUCUACCUGUUCAGGUUUUACAUCUAUGGAGGGGGUGAUAGUUCAGUUCCUACAACUGCAGCCUUGCAUAAGAAUGGACAUCAAAUAGCUAGUGCACAUGCUGUCCAAGCUAGUGGUGGCAUUAGUUCCUCUAAUGGAGUGUCAGUGCUGCUGGAGGUAGGAGAUGUGGUCAACAUGCAUCUCUGGGCUGGGAGAAAGAUAUAUGAUGAUGGAUAUCGCCACAGCACCUUCAGUGGUCAUCUGCUCUUCACUAUGUAAGAGGGUUGGUAAAAAACUAUCUGAUGGGGUGUGUUGUCUUUGUCAUGUUAAUAUUAGGUAACACUUUACUUGACACCCAGAGUCAUGACACGGUCAUAACCAUGUCAAUGUGUCAUAACAUCUGACAACUUGUCAUAACCUGUUAUAAUAUGGUUGUAACACUGUCAUGACACAUAUAUAUUGAGACCUGUUGUAACAUAUAUUACGUUAUUUUAUGGCUGGUUAUGACACCUGCUUAAGAGUGUAAAAACCCACAGAACCUACCACCCAAGGCAAAACAUUCCAUUACACCAUAGCCUACGUGUCAUCAGUAUGUUUAUGUUAUAUAUUUUUUAAUUUACCAUAUUAAAUUAUCAUUGUAAUCGCGCACACAUUGAUUUCAGACAUGCACCUACACCAAUGCUCUGUUGCUGAUGACUGGGAUGAAUGCAGGAGCAGAUUUCAGGAGCAGGACAAGACACCCUGUUUGUGACUGAUGACUGAUAUAAGGGCCUGUACUGUACGUGAUAGGCUUAUCUGGCUUACAGUAUAUGAUUAUGAUGGUCUUAAUGCUUCAUGACAGUGUCAUAAAGUGUAAUUUAUACAAGUUAUUUAAAAUAUCAUGAAAAAAAAACAUGACUGUAAAGAAUUCAUUACAACAACAACAACAACAACAACAAAGUAUUGAAGAAAACAAACUUUAAAACGAAAGGAAACUUUUUGGCAGGGAAACAAAUUAUUUGAAUAGCACAAUAUAUGUCACAACAGGUGUAAAUAAAUGGGCCAUGACAGUGUUAUGACCAUAUUAUGACAGGUUAUGACAAGUUGUGUCAGCUGUUAUGACAUAUUAUGAGAUGGUUAUGACCGUGUCAUAACAUGUUCUGACACUGCGUGUGAAGUAAAGUGUUACCCAAUAUUAUAUUGUAGCUACAAAUUGUGUUGAAUAAAUGCUGCUUUUCUAUCAUUUCUGUCAUGAAAUUGAUCCUACUGCACCUGGAAGACUAGUGAGCACUGUGUUGUGUAAUAAGUACCUGGAAGACUAGUGAGCACUGUGUUGUGUAAUAAGUACCUGGAAGACUAGUGAGCACUGUGUUGUGUAAUAUGUACCUGGAAGACUAGUGAACACUGUGUUGUUUAAUAUGUACCUGGAAGACUAGUGAACACUGUGUUGUGUAAUAAUGUACCUGGAAGACUAGUGAACACUGUGUUGUUUAAUAAAGCAUCAAAAGACAGGAAAGAUAAUUAAUAAUGUCAUACACAUUGUAUUUCUCUCUCUCUCACACACACACACACACACAAACAUUUCUGCACACGUGAGCACUGAUACCUACAACAAAAACAUGUAAACAUUGCCAACAUCCGUGAACACAAGACAAAGGUUUUUCAGUUGUGGCUUGAUGAUACUGGAUAUCAUGAUAUGAAUUUUGCUGAGAGAGCACAUUACUGUUUUACUUUGUUGAUGAAAAUAUUUUAUUGUAAAUCAUUAAUUCACUUACAAACCUAAUGAUUAGAAUACUAUAUUAUGAGGUAAUAACCAAUGAGACCAGAGGGCAAAGGUAAUUAUAUUAUAAACCUGGUAUUGACAUCUUCAUUCUGUUUGCUGUCACGUGGUUAUUACAGGACCACAGAAAUCAGAUAAAAGUAAUCAUGAGGUGAAUCAGUUUGAUUUACCACCUUGUUGUUAGGCUUCAUAUCUACACGUGUCUCCGUUAUCACCAGGUCAUAGUUUAAGAGGACUAGAUAUAAAGGGGACAACUGAGACUCCAAAAUAACCGCAGAAAUAACCACAAGAAGAGGAAAUCAUCAUCCAGGAAUGACAAUGAAGAGUGUUGUAUCUCUGCUGGUGUUGCUGCACUGCUGUCUGUCUGGGGCCCAGGUCCACAGAGAUAGAGAUGGAGUCAGUGGGAAUGAGAUCCAGCAGGUUGACUAUGAGGACAGAGAGAGCAGAGGGAAUGACAUUCAGGCUGACAAACAGAGAGCUGAAGCUGCAGCCUCAACACACAGCCAGCAAACCUGCCAGCCUGACAUCCACACUGUGCUGAGAGAGAUGAGCAACAUGAUGGCGGAGCAGAGAGUUGAGCUGAGUCACACAAAGACUGAACUGGGAGCCAUGGAGGCCCGACUGAGAGACAGUGAGAGCCGACUGACAGCCAGUGAGAGCCGACUGACAGCCAGUGAGAGCCAGGUGGAGGAACUGACCAAUAGGAAUGAAGGUAAAUCAGAAUAAUCUCUUUCAUAGCUGUCUUUCAAAAGUCUAGGUACAGACCCAAAAUGUAUUUUAUACUAUUUAAGAUUACAUCAUGAGUAAUUUAAAGUGCAUUCGGAAAGUAUUCAGACCCCUUCAUUUUUCCCAUAUAUUGUUACGUUACAGCCUUAUUCUAGAAUGGAUUAAAUAAAAACAUUUCCUAAUCAAUCUACAGUACACACAAUACCCAAUAAUGACAAAGCGAAAAUGGGUUUUUAUACAUUUCUGCAAAUUUAAAUACAAAAAAGAAAACAGAAAUAGCUUAUUUGCAUAAGUAUUCAGACCCUUUGCUAUCAAUCAAAUUUAUUUAUAAAGCCCUUUUUACAACAGCAGAUGUCACAAAGUGCUAUACAGAAACCCAGCCUAAAACCGCAAACAGCAAGCAAUGCAGAUGUAGAAGGUGGCCAGGAAAAACUCCCUAGAAAGGCAGGAACCUAGGAAGAAACCUAGAGAGGAACCAGGCUCUGAGGGGUGGCCAGUCCUCUUCUGGCUGUGCCGGGUGGAGAUUAUAAGAGUACAUGGCCAUUAAGGCCAGAUUGUUCUUCAAGAUGUUCAAACGUUCAUCGAUGACCAGCAGGGUCAAAUAAUAAUCACAGUGGUUGUAGAGGGUGCAACAGGUCAGUACCUCAGGAGUAAAUGUCAGUUGGCCUUUCAUAGCCGAGCAUUCAGAGGUCGAGACAGCAGGUGCGGCAGAGAGAAAGAGUCGAAAAACAGCAGGUCCGGGACAAGGUACCAUGUACGGUGAACAGGUCAGGGUUCCAGAGCCGCAGGCAGAACAGUUGAAACUGGAGCAGCAGCACGACCGGGUGGACUGGGGACAGCCAGGAGUCAUCAGGCCAGGUAGUCCUGAGGCAUGAUCCUAGGGCUCAGGUCCUCCGGGAGGGGAUGGAGAGAGAGAGAAUUAGAGAGAGCAUACUUAAAUUCACACAGCACACCAGAUAAAACAGGAGAAUUACACCAGAUAUAACAGACUGACCCUUGCCCCCCGGCACAUAGACUACUGCAGCAUAGACACUGGAGUAUGAAAAAUGUAUGCACUCACUAACUGUAAGUCGCUCUGGAUAAGAGCGUCUGCUAAAUGACUAAACUGUGGCCCCGUCCGACAAUACCCCCGGACAGGGCCAACCAGGCAGGAUAUAACCCCACCCACUUUGCCAAAGCACAAACCCCACACCACUAGAGCGAUACCAACAGGCAACCAACUUACUACCAUGAGACAAGGCUGAGUAUAGCCCAUUAAGAUUUCCUCCAGCGUACGAAUUUAUUGCACAGAUUUGAUGAUCCUUGGUUGAGGUCUGAUUAGAUUAUUUGUUGUGAUUGCAAUCAUAAUAAGAUGGUGGUCUGAGAGUCCAGGAUUAUGAGGAAAAACAUUUUGAUCCACAAUAUUUAUUCCACGGGACAAAACGAGAUCCAGGGUAUGACUGUGGCAAUGAGUAGGUCCGGAGACAUGUUGGACAAAACCCACUAAGUCGAUGAUGGCUCAGAAAGCCUUUUGAAGUGGGUCUGUGGACUUUUCCAUGUGAAUAUUAAAGCUUGAGCCAUGUUUCAGUCAGGGCAAUCACAUCAAGAUUAUGAUCAGUGAUUCGUUCAUUGACUAUGACUUCCUUGGAAGUGAGGGAUCUAACAUUAAGUAGCCCUAUUUGAAGAUAUGAGAUAUCACAAUCUCUUUCAAUAAUGACAGGAAUAGAGGAGGUCUUUAUUCCAGUGAGAUUGCUAAGGCGAACACCGCCAUGUUUAGUUUUGCUCAACCUAGAUCGAGGCACAGACACGGUCUAUGAGACUCAAAAUUGAGCUCAGAUGCAUCCUGUUUCCAUUGAUAAUCCUUGAGAUGUUUCUACAACUUGAUUGGAGUCCAUCUGUGGUAAAUUAAAUUGAUUGGACAUGAUUUGGAAAAGCACACACCUGUCUAUACAGUAUUCAGACCACUUGAUUUAUUCAACAUUUUGUUACGUUACAGCUUUAUUUUUAAAUGGAUAAAAAAUAAAAUAAUGUACUCUUUAAUCUACACACAAUACUCCAUACUGACAAAGCGAAAACCGGUUUGUCAAUCUUUAAGAUGUUUCUAAAACUUGAUUGGAGUCCACAUGUGGUAAAUUCAAUUGAUUAUGUACAGUGGCUUGCGAAAGUAUUCACCCCCCUUGGCAUUUUUCCUAUUUUGUUGCCUUACAACCUGGAAUGAAAAUGGAUUUGUUGGGGGUUUGUGUCAUUUGAUUUACACAACAUGCCUACCACUUUGAAGAUACAAAAUAUUUGUUAUUGUGAAACAAACAAGAAAUAAGACAAAAAAACAGAAAACUUGAGCGUGCAUAACUAUUCACCCCCCCAAAGUUAAUACUUUGUAGAGCCUCCUUUUGCAGCAAUUACAGCUGCAAGUCUCUUGGUGUAUAUCUCUAUAAGCUUGGCACAUCUAGCCACUAGGAAUUUUGCCCAUUCUUCAAGGCAAAACUGCUCCAGCUCCUUCAAGUUGGAUGGGUUCCUCUGGUGUACCGCAAUCUUUAAGUCAUACCACAGAUUCUCAAUUGGAUUGAGGUCUGGGCUUUGACUAUGCCAUUCCAAGACAUUUAAAUGUUUCCCCUUAAACCACUCGAGUGUUGCUUUAGCAGUAUGCUUAGGGUCAUUGUCCUGCUGGAAGGUGAACCUCCGUCCCAGUCUCAAAUCUCUGAAAGACUGAAACAGGUUUCCCUCAAGAAUUUCCCUGUAUUUAGCGCCAUUCAUCAUUCCUUCAAUUCUGAAAAACAUCCCCACAGCAUGAUGCUGCCACCACCAUGCUUCACUGUGGGGAUGGUGUUCUCGAGGUGAUGAGAGGUGUUGGGUUUGCGCCAGAUAUAGCGUUUUCCUUGAUGGCCAAAAAGCUCAUUUUUUGUCUCAUCUGACCAGAGUACCUUCUUCCAUAUGUUUGGGGAGUCUCCCACAUGCCUUUUGGCGAAUACCAAACGUUUUUGCUUAUUUUUUUCUUUAAGCAUUGGCUAUUUUCAGGCCAUUCUUCCGUAAAGCCCAGCUCUGUGGAGUGUACGGCUUAAAGUGGUCCUAUGGACAGAUACUCCAAUCUGUGCUGUGGAGCUUUUCAGCUCCUUCAGGGUUAUCUUUGGUCUCUGUUGCCUUUCUGAUUAAUAACCUCCUUGUCUGGUCCGUGAGUUUUGGUGGGCGGCCCUCUCUUGGCAGGUUUGUUGUGGUGCCAUAUUCUUUCAAUUUUUUUUAUAUGGAUUUAAUGGUGCUCUGUGGGAUGUUCAAAGUUUCAGAUAUUUUUUUAUAACCCAACCCUGAUCUGUACUUCUCCACAACUUUGUCCCUGACCUGUUUGGAGAGCUCUUUGGUCUUCAUGGUGCCGCUUGCUUGGUGGUGCCCCUUGCUUAGUGGUGUUGCAGACUCUGGGGCCUUUCAGAACAGGUGUAUAUAUACUGAGAUCAUGUGACAGAUCAUGUGACACUUAGAUUGCACACAGGUGGACUUUAUGUAACUAAUUAUGUGACUUCUGAAGGUAAUUGGUUGCACCAGAUCUUAUUUAGGGGCUUCAUAGCAGGGUGAAUAGGUAUGCACGCACCCCUUUUCUGUGAUUUAUUUUUUAGAAUUUUUUGACUAUUUUGUGUAUGUCCAUUACAUGAAAUCCAAAAGAAAAUCCAUUUAAAUUACAGGUUGUAAUGCAGCAAAAUUGGAAAAACGCCAACGGGGUUCAAUACUUUCGCAAGGCACUGUAAAUGUAAUAUUUCAGUUUUUUCUUAUUUUAUGAAUUUGGUAACAUUUCCAAAAAACUGUUUUUGCCUUGUGAUUAUGGGGUAUUGUGUGUAGAUUGAUGAGGAAAAAUAACUAUUUAAUCAAUUUCAGAAUAAGGCUGUAACGUAACAAAAUGUGGAAAAAGUGAAUGUGUCUGAAUACUUUCCGAAUGCACUAUAUACUAAAUCUCACUGCUUGUUUAUUGUUCAUGCAUCUGAUUUCAGCACAAGCAGUGAAACUAAUCUCCAUGGAGACUCGUUCUAACAUCACUGAGAGCCAUGUUGAAGUUCUGAAGAGAAACAGUCAAGGUAAUGGAAGGAACAUUAAGUAUGAGUUUUGACAGUAUUUCUUAAUUUUUUAUGGUCUGAAUGACUGACUUUAUUGUUGAUAACAUGUCUAAUCUACACCAACUAGUGUCCAGUUAGAUAAAGUAGUGUUGACGCAUCUCUAUCCCACAGACAGGAAGGUGGCUUUCUCAGCCUCACUAGCAGCACCUGGUCAACACGGAAACACUGGACCCUUCAACACUGGAAUCACCCUGGUCUACAGAAAUAUCUACUCAAACAUUGGCAAUGCUUAUAACCCCACUACAGGUACACCCUAUUCAUAUCAUCAGUAUUUAUAAGUCUGUCUGAAAACAUAGUUAUUAAUAAUCAUCUGUCCUCAUAUCAUGUCUGAUGGCUGUUUCUAUGUGAAUGUUGUGUUCUGAUACAGGGAUCUUCACGGCACCAGUGAGAGGACUCUACCUGUUCAGGUUUUACAUCUAUGGAGGGGGUGAUAGUUCAGUUCCUACAGCUGCGGCCUUGCAUAAGAAUGGACAUCAAAUAGCUAUUGCAUAUGCUGUCCAUGCUAGUGGUGGCAUUAGUUCCUCUAAUGGAGUGUCAGUGGUGCUGGAGGUAGGAGAUGUGGUCAACAUGCAUCUCUGGGCUGGGACGAAGAUAUAUGAUAGUACAAAUCGCCACAGCACCUUCAGUGGUCAUCUGCUCUUCACUAUGUAAGAGGGUUGGUAAAAAACUAUCUGAUGGGGUGUGUUGUCUUUGUCAUGUUAAUAUUAGGUAACACUUUACUUGACACCCAGAGUCAUGACACGGCCAUAACCAUGUCAAUGAGUCAUAACAUCUGACAACUUGUCAUAACCUGUUAUAAUAUGGUUGUAACACUGUCAUGACAUAUAUAUAUUGAGACCUGUUGUAACAUAUAUUAUGUUAUUUUAUGGCUGGUUAUGACGCCUACAUAAGAGUGUAAAAACCCACAGAACCUACCACACAAGGCAAUACAUUCCAUUACACCAUAGCCUACGUGUCAACAGUCAACAGUGGUCCUCUGUAGCUCAAUUGGUAGAGCAUGGCGCUUGUAACCCCAGGGUAGUGUGUUCGAUCCCCGGGAUCACCCAUAUGUAGAAAUUUAUGCGCACAUGACUGUAAGUCGCUUUGGAUAAAAGCGUCUGCUAAAUGGCAUAUUAUUAUAUUAUAAAAGUAUAUUUAUGUUAUAUAUUUUUUAAAUUGACCAUAUUCAAUUAUGAUUAUAAUUGCGCACACAUUGAUUUCAGACAUGCACCUACCCCAAUGCUCUGUUACUAAUGACUGGGAUGAAUACAGGAGCAGAUUUCAGGAGCAGGACAAGACACCCUGUUUUUGACUGAUGACUGAUAUAAGGGCCUGUACUGUACGUGAAAGGCUUAUCUGGCUUACAGUAUAUGAUUAUGAUGGUCAUAAUGCUUCUUGACAGUUUCAUAAAGUGUAUUUUCUUAGUCCAAGUAAAGUGACACAGGAUGGUCAUAAUGCUUCAUGACAGUGUCAUAAAGUGUAAUUUCUACAAGUUAUUUAAAAUAUCAUGAAAAAAAACAUGACUGUAAAGAAUUCAUUACAACAACAACAAAGUAUUGAAGAAAACAAACUUUAAAACGAAAGGAAACUUCUUGGCAGGGAAACAAAUGAUUUGAAUAGCACAAUAUAUGUCACAGUGUUAUGACCAUAUUAUGACAGGUUAUGACAAGUUGUGUCAGCUGUUAUGACAUAUUAUGAGAUGGUUAUGACCGUGUCAUAACAUGUUCUGACACUGGGUGUGAAGUAAAGUGUUACCCAAUAUUAUACUGUAGCUACAAAUUGUGUUGAAUAAAUGCUGAUUUUCUAUAAUUUCUGUCAUGAAAUUGAUUCUACUGCACCUGGAAGACUAGUGAGCACUGUGUUGUGUAAUAAUGUAUCUGAAAGACUAGUGAGCACUGUGUUGUGUAAUGUAUCUGGAAGACUAGUGAGCACUGUGUUGUUUAAUAAUGUACCUGGAAGACUAGUGAACACUUUGUUUUUUUAAUAAUGUACCUGGAAGACUAGUGAGCACUGUGUUGUGUAAUAAUGUACCUGGAAGACUAGUGAACACUGUGUUGUGUAAUAAUGUACCUGGAAGACUAGUGAACACUGUGUUGUGUAAUAAUGUACCUGGAAGACUAGUGAACACUGUGUUGUGUAAUAAUGUACAUGGAAGACUAGUGAACACUGUGUUGUGUAAUAAUGUACUGGAAGACUGUGAGCACUGUGUUUUGUAAUAAUGUACCUGGAAGACUAGUGAGCACUGUGUUGUUUAAAUAAAGUACCUGGGGAAUGAACUAGUGAGCACUGGUGUUGUGUAAUAAUUGGAAGAUAGUGAGCACUGUGUGUGUAAUAACGUAUCUGGAAUGACUGUGAGCGACUGUGUGUGUAUAAGUAACUGGAAGACUAGGUUAAGCACGGUGUUUGUUAAUAAAGUCCUGGAAGACUGACUACGGUGUUGUGUAAUAUGUACUCUGGAAGAUAAUGAGCACGUGUUGUGUAAUAAAGUACCUUGAAGACUAGUGAGCCGGUGUUGUGUAAGAACUACUGGAAGAACUAUGAGCACUGUGUUUGUAAUAAUUUAUCUGGCCAGACUGUGGAACACUGUGUUGUGUAUAAUGUACUGAAGACUAUAGCACUGUGUUGUGUAUACAGUACCUGGCGCCGAGAGGCACUGUGUUGUUUAAUACAGUACCUGAAGACAGUGACACUGUGUUGUUGUAAUAAAGUAUCUGAAACUAGUGAACCUGUGUUGUGUAUAAUGUACCUGGAAGACUAGUGCGCAACUGUGUUGUUUAAAUAGUACCGAGACUAGUGAGCACUGUGUGUUAAUAAGUAUCUGUAGACUAGUGAGCCUGUGUUUUGUUUAAUAAUGUACCGGGAAUACUAGUGAGCACUGUGUUUUAAUAGAGGACCUGAAGACUAUGAGCACGUGUUUGUAAUAAAGUAUCUGAGAACUAGUGAGCACUUGUUGUGUAUAAUGUACCUGGAGACUAGUGAACCUGUGUUUGUGUAAUAAUGUAUCUGUAAUACUAGUGAGCACUGUGUGUUAUAUGUACCUGAGACUAGUGGAACACUGUGUUGUGUAAGAAUGUACGGGAAUGACUAGUGAGGCACGUGUUUUAAUAAUGUAAACUUGGAAGACUAGUGAACACUGUGUUGGUUUAAUAAUGGACCUGAAGACUAUGAACCCUUGUGUGUCAGAAUGUAUCUGGCAGACUAUGGCACUGUUGUGUAAUAAUUUACCUGGACACUAGGUGAGCACUGUGUUGUUUAAUAAUACCUGGAAGACUAGUGAGCACUGUGUUGGGUAAGAAUGUACCGGAGACUAUGAGCACUGUGUUUGUGUAUAUGUACCUGGAGAACAGGGCACUGUGUUGUUUAAUAAAGGUCCUGGAAGACUAUGAGACCUGUGUUGUGUAAUAAUGUACCUGAAGACUCAGUGAGCACUGUGUUUUUAAUAAAGUACCUGGAAUAAUAUGACCUGUGUGUGGAGAAACUACUGGAAGACUAGUGAGCACUGUGUUGUGUAAUAAUGGUAUCUGGAAGACUAUGACCGGUGUUGGUGGUAUAAUGUUACUGGAAGACUAGUGAGCACUGUGGUUUUUUAAUACGUACCUGGAAGACUAGUGAGGCACUGUGUGGUGUAUACCAGUAUCUGGAGAACUAGGAACACUGUGUUGUGUAAAUUGUACCGGAAGACUAUGAGCCACGGUGUGGGGGGUGUAAUAAGUACCUGGAAGACUAGGAGCAACUGUUGUGUAUAAUAUCGGGAGACUAGUGAACCUGUGGUUGUGUAAGAAAAGUUUCGGAAGACAGUGAGCAUGUUGUUUGUUUAAUAAUGUCACUGAGCCUAGUGAGUCACUGUGUUUGUUUUAAUAAAGUAUCCUGGAGACUAGUGAGCACUGUGGUGGUGUACUAAAGUAUCUGAGCACGAGUGAACACUGGUGUGUGUAAUAAAGUAUCUGGAAGACUAUGAGCACUGUGUUGUGUAAUAAAGUUCUGAAGACUAGUGAGCACUGUGUGGUUUAAUAUGACUGGAAGACAUGAGGCACUGUGUUGUUUAAUAAAGUACCUAGGAAGACUAGUGAGCACUGUUAUGUGUAUAAUAUCUGGAGAACUGUGAACCGGGUUUGUGUAUAAGUCUCUGGAAGACUAGUGACACUGUUUGUGGAAUAAAGUAUAGGAAGACUUGAGCACGGUGUUUGUUAAUAAAGUAUCUGGGAGAACUAGUGACCACUGGUUUGUAAUAAAGUAUCUGGAAAACUAUUGAGCACUGUUUGUGUAAUAAAGUCUCUGAAAGACUAGUGAGCACUGUGUUGUUUAAUAAUUACCUGGAAGACUAGUGAGCACUGUUUGUUUAUAAAGUACCUGGAAGAACUAGUUGAGCACGGUGUUGUUAUACAGUAUCUGAAACUAGUGAACACUGUGUUUGUGUAAUAAGUAUCUGAGACUAUGGCAACUGUGUUGUGUAAUAAAGUAUCGGGAAGACUAGUGAGCAUUUGUUGUGUAAUAAAUUAUCUGGGCGAACAGUGAACGCUGUGUUGUGUAAUAAGUAUCUGGAAGACUAGGGGCACUGUGUUUAGUAAUAAGUAUCUGGGAAGACUAUGAGCACUGUUUGUGUUAAUAAAGUAUCUGAGAAACUAUGAACUUCUGUGUUGGUGUAGAUAACUAACUGAAACUAGUGUCACUGUUUGUUAAUCAAGCAUCAAAGACAAGAAAAAUUAAUGCAUGUCAUACACAUUGUCUUGCUCUCUCUCACAACCACACACCCAAACAUUUCUGGCACACGUGAGCAACUGAUACCUUCAACAAAAACAUGUAAACAUUGCCACCAUCCGUGAACACAAGACAAAGGUCUUUCAUUUGUGGCUUGAUGAUACUGGAUAUCAUGAUAUGAAUUUUGCUGAGUUAGCACAUUACUGUUUUACUUUGUUGAUGAAAAUAUUUUAUUUUACAUCAUUCAUUCACUUCCUAACCUAAUGAUUAGAAUACUAUAUAAUGAGGUAAUAACCAAUGAGACCAAAAGGUAAAGGUAAUUAUAUUAUAAACAUGUUAUUGACAUUUAGACAUUAUUUGUUCUGUUUGCUGUGUCACAUGGUUAUUAUAGGACCACAGAAAUCAGAUAAACGUAAUCAUGAGGUGAAUCAGUUUGAUUUACCACCUUGUUGUUAGGCUUCAUAUCUACACGUGUCUCAGUUAUCAGCAGGUCAUAG
Molecule: messenger RNA, 22366 nt
Organism: Coregonus sp. 'balchen'
Lineage: Eukaryota; Metazoa; Chordata; Actinopteri; Salmoniformes; Salmonidae
Source: the annotation of a GenBank genome assembly